Molecule: messenger RNA, 1274 nt
Organism: Marchantia polymorpha subsp. ruderalis
Lineage: Eukaryota; Viridiplantae; Streptophyta; Marchantiopsida; Marchantiales; Marchantiaceae
Source: the annotation of a GenBank genome assembly
GUCGUUGUUGUUCUCUUGGCACCAGCAGCGGCAGAGCUGAGCAGCAGUCGGAGCAGCGGCCGGCGCGACGCGACCAGCAUCGAGCGAACUCGCUUGCAACAAGCACGAGCGCAGGAACGGAUUGUCGGCUCCCAUCGCGCUUGCAAUUGAAAACCUCGAAAAGGUGGGGAGUUUGCUGGAUCUGCCGAAUCCCCCCUGGAGGACAGUGUAUGGUCGUAAAUCGGCGCGGCUGAGUUGAUCGAGGCGGGUUUCAAUUCGAGCAGAAAUCAUUUUCAGGGCUUUCCAUUUCAAGAGGGCAUAGGUUGAGGGCAGGGUAGGGCAGGGACGUGCAAAGUUUCUCGGCGCGGAGCGGAGCAGAGCGGAGCGAUGGCGGGUGCCGGGGACAGCCCGUUGGCUAAGAUAGGGAACACUGUGACGCAGUCCCCGAUUUUCCAAAAAUCGAAGAGAGCUCUGUCGAAUACUGCUCGGUUCAGCCAGAAGCUGCUGUGGAGCACGGGUAAGGCGGCGUGGAUUGCUGGGACAUCGUUUCUUGUGUUCGUUGUCCCGUUGAUUAUCGAGAUGGAUCGGGAACAACAGAUGGUGGAUCUGGAAAGCCAGAGUGCGGGACUACUGGGAGCACCUCCUUCUGGACUGUGACUUAUCACUUGACCAUUUUCUUGUGUUAGCCUCCAAUGUUCCUUGCUGUGAAUAGUCUCGAGCAAGAGAAGCUUGUGUCGUGGUAUAUUACAUCAAGUCAAUUGUUGGAUACCCCGCAAGCUAAUCAAAGAUGCAGCUACUUGGGGAAUCUCAAGCUCAUGUCUCGCUGUUCCAUUUAUCGCUGAAAAGGAUCGGUGGCAGCAGAUGAAAAAUCUGGAGGGUUAGUGUUCGGGAUCUCUGGUAGCAUCACAUUUCGGUGACGUUACCACUCUCCUACUCAAUUUUGUAGUUGCCUCGAUUGUUUAGUGCCGUAAAUUCGGAGGGUGAGAAGCUUGCGAUGCGGUAUGGUCAAAUCGAAUUAGUCAGUACUAGAUUCUGUGUAUGCUUGUAGAGUUUGCUAUUUGCUAAGGAAUCUCAUUUUCACUAGUUGAAGGUGUGAUUGUAUUCAUUGUUUGUAAAGCAUUGGCAUUGUGAUGCCCAUAUUAGCAACACGCAAGAGAACAGAUUGUAUCAGAGAUUAGGUCUGGGGAAUUGAGGAGAUUGACUUUCAGGAGCCAAGUCAGCUUGUUGUAUUGCAUACUCUUGUGAUGGAUUCUAUCUAUUGAGUUCAAGUAUUGAGCUAUCACUGAGUGGGGAAA